This is a messenger RNA of Trichoderma aggressivum f. europaeum, 768 nucleotides long. RefSeq lists its product as uncharacterized. The coding region runs from base 1 to 768 and encodes 255 amino acids. The record is from RefSeq and is a predicted model, not a curated record. Gene Ontology annotation, biological process: mycotoxin biosynthetic process. The transcript has 6 exons. NCBI's taxonomy places the organism in Eukaryota, Fungi, Ascomycota, Sordariomycetes, Hypocreales, Hypocreaceae.
AUGGAUAGGAGAAGACGAUUCACCCCAGCGAUGAAGGAAAUGGAAACCCGGCGCGGCAACAUACUAGGCUAUGUGCUGAAGCCAGGAUGCAAUGAGUUGGAGUGUGUCCGCAUGACUUCAAGCUAUUCGCCGUUGCUUGAAGCAGUAGAAUAUUACGAUUAUCAGUUUGAGGCGGAACUUGACGCCGAAAAUGUGUACAAAGGGCACCCUCGACCAGAACUCGACGAAGCCUGGACUCGCGUUGGUAAAAUACAUCCACCCUCCAUGCCUGAAAAGCAUCGUGCAGAGUUGAAUAAAACAGAUUCGGUCAUACCGUACCCCAAAGAACAGGGUGGUGCAAUUAUGGUCGAGAUUGAGAACUUUAUCCGAAAAGUCAUCUAUGCAGAUUAUUAUUCAAGGCCCGAAAACCUGCCAAUUGAGUUUGAAGUAACGAAUAAACUAUUCUUCAACCACGUCGACCACUGCAUCGAUUAUCUCCGCCAGGUCAUACUGUGUGAGAGUGAUGUUACGCCCGUCACGUCCAACUGGGUCCUCACUCACCACACUCCGCACCCUGACUUUAACACCAUGCACAAGUGUCGAAAUUUUACGAAACUGCUGGAAUGGGUGGAAGAGCACGACAAUGGAGGUGUGCCAAGACAGACACCAAAUCCCAGUUGGAAGCCUGCGCCGGGGCUUGCAGAGACGAUAUUGGACUACGAACACGAAUUCCCAGUACCAACGCAUGGACCUCGAAUCACAGGAAAGGAUAAAUGGGGCCAUGAUUAA